Cucumis sativus (cucumber) is the source of this 980-nucleotide messenger RNA. Its product is annotated as nifU-like protein 1, chloroplastic. The record is from RefSeq and is a predicted model, not a curated record. Gene Ontology annotation, cellular component: mitochondrion. Lineage: Eukaryota; Viridiplantae; Streptophyta; Magnoliopsida; Cucurbitales; Cucurbitaceae. Gene Ontology annotation, biological process: iron-sulfur cluster assembly. Gene Ontology annotation, molecular function: iron-sulfur cluster binding; iron ion binding. The transcript has 3 exons. Bases 141 to 803 code for a protein of 220 amino acids.
AUAUUCUUCAAUUGCAAUGUCUCUAAAAUCGUCAAAUACCAAUAAAUAGCAAUUUUACACGAAAAGCCCUCCUUGGAGUGUGCUGCAGAACAACUACAACCUCAUCAUCGCCUAGAUUCCUCUUCGUUUCUUCUUCAUUAAUGGCGUCCUUAACUACCUCCGGCCUCCUCAAAACCCCUCUUAAGAAUUCCCAAUCUCCUGCAAAUUCUCUCCAAUAUCCACCUUUUGCUUAUGGGCAACAUCAACUGCCCGUUUCCCUCAAAAGGGCUUUUCCCGGACGAGCCAUUAGAGCUUCACCUUCGAAUUCGGGUCCAUCCACGACCUCCUCACCAGGGCUGUACUCCGCUCAGAAAUUUGAAUUGACCAUUGGAAACGUGGACUUGGUUCUUGAGGACGUAAGGCCUUAUCUAAUUGCAGAUGGAGGAAAUGUCGAUGUUGUUUCUGUUGAAGAUGGAGUAGUUUCCCUCAAACUCGUUGGAGCAUGCGGUAGCUGCCCUAGCUCAACAACGACCAUGAAGAUGGGGAUCGAACGUGUACUAAAGGAGAAGUUUGGAGAUUCAGUGAAGGAAAUAUGCCAAGUAUAUGAUGAAGAACCAAAGGAGACUACACCUGAGGCAGUAAACAGUCACCUUGACAUAUUGAGGCCAGCCAUAAGGAACUACGGUGGGAGCGUGGAAGUAAUAUCAAUUAAUGGUGGCGAUUGCCUGGUCAAGUAUGAGGGUCCUGAAUCUAUUGGUACAGGAGUUAAAGCAGCCAUUAAGGAGAGAUUCCCAGAUAUUACAAACGUUGUGUUUUCAAGCUAACCUUUCCUCAGGUUUCUGAAGCAAAGAGAAUAUGUAUAGCUGCUUCAUUUAUUGAAAAGUUGGUGCUCAUCUUUUUCAUAGGCAUGUAAUGAUCUCUUUUCCAAUAAAUGUUAUAUAUUAUUGAUAGCCAUAUCUUAUGCUCAUAGAAAGGAAGUGCACUUAUUUUAAAAGGGUAAA